AUGAAAUCAUGCGGUGAAAUGCAAUAUUCACUGUCACAAGCAAGAUCAACUGCGAAACAUGGUGAUCCUAUGCAAGCAGCAAUGGUUUAUUUAGCUGUAUUCCGGCAUAUGAAAGAAAUGGAUCGCUGUUGUCAUUUUGAUGAAUACUGUGAAAUUUUGAAUGACCUAAUGUUGAAGAACGAAGAUUCCGAGAAGCUAAUAACAAUUUUAACACUUAGCAGGGAAUUAUUUCCAAAUCAUCCUUUGAUUCUCAACAUUUCUGCUAAAUUUUUAUUUUCUCUUAAUUGUUAUGUGGAUGCGUUACAACUUGCACAUCAUGCGAUUAAAGAAAGUGAAGGUCGAAAUCGUAUCGAGGCACUCGUUAAUUUUGAAAAUAUCAAAUCUAAUAUAAUGGACCAGUGGCACUGGGCAAUGCUGAAUGAUGAAAAGCGAAAUUCUGUUUAUGCCGAAGCAAUGAAACUGGCGAUUAAAGACGAUUCUCGAGUUUUGGAUAUUGGUGGAGGAACUGGAUUCUUAAGUAUGAUAGCUUACAAAAAUUCUUCAAUUGUGUACUGUUGCGAAAUGGACGUUAAUUUAUGUGAUUUGGCUGAAAAAAUAACCAGUAGCACUAGCAUAAGAAUUAUUCGCAAACAUUCGACCACUAUGCAACUCUUCGAUUUAGAAUCUGAAAAAGUUGAUAUACUGGUAACAGAAACAAUGGAUAGUGGUCUUUUAGGUGAAGGCAUCAUAAUUUCUAUUUUGGAUGCGCAUUAUCGGUUUUUAUCUGAAAAUUCAAUAGCGACUAUGUAUGCGUGCCUCAUAGAUUCACAAUCAAUUGUAGUUGAACACAGAGCUUCAAUUAAUGAAUGUUCUUUUGUGUCCAGAUAUGUUCAAUGUGCAGAAUCAUCACAACUAGCUGAAUCUGAUCCAUAUUGGUGUUGCUAUGUAAAUGAACUGAAAAACGGUUUCACGAUUCUCAGUAAUUGUGAACCUUUGACCUCGAUCGAUUUUAAUGAUAUUGGAUUAUUAGAAGAAUUUUACCAUGGAACUGAAAAUGAAAUCCUCCUCUCUUGCUCACAGAAUGGUUCUGCAAAUGCCAUAAUGGCCUGUUGUGAAUUGUUUCCUGGAGUUCCCAAGUUAUGUACUGAUCCCGAUUCGAAAAGUUGCUGGCAACAAGCAAUAUAUGUAUUGCCAGAACCAUUGAUUGUUCAGUCUGGUCAAAUCGUUAAAAUAAAAUGUCAAAUAUAUAAAGAUCGAAUUAUUUGUACUCUUGCCGACAAAGAGAUAAGUGAUAAAGUGUGUAAUCUUGUUUCGAGCGAAAGUACUUCCCACUUGCGUACUUGUUAUUCUAAUAACGAAAUACAAACUUCAUCAAAAUGUGAAAAUGGCUUAUCAAACCUCUAUAUUGAAAAGUCUCCGACUUCAAUUCGUUGCAUAAAUAAUUUGGAUUUUUUAUUUCUUAAUGAUGCCUCGAUUAUUCCUAUUUUUACAUGCGCAUUAGGAAUGGAUGAUAUUGCUUUAUCGAAAAUUAUUGUUGAUAUUACCGAAAUACCGAAUAUUUCGCUUGCAAUAUUGUCGAUGUAUCCUCUUUGUCGACUAAAAUGUUAUUAUCAACACGAAGAAUUUCUCACAAUUUUGAAGACUUCUCAGAAUUUUAAUCGAAUCAAUUUUAUUUCUCAUGAAGAUUUUCCGUGUUUAGCAGAUAUUGUUUUUUGUUGGCCUAUCACAUCUUCCGGUACUCUUUUCGUUGAUUCAUUGAAUCAUAUCGUUGAUUUGAAGUUAUUGAAUCCAGAUCUGAUCGUGAUUCCGACUCGGAUAUAUAUUCGGGCUCAGUUAGCUUGCUGUCCAAAUAUUAGAAAGCGAGCAAAACCGAAUCUUCAUGCUUAUCAAAAUAUUGAUCUAAAUGUUAUUGAUAAUUUGGCCAUUACUCAUUAUUUUGACGUUGAGGUGCUGUCUAUGGAUUCCAACAUUCUACCAAAUUUUAUUUAUCAAUUAGAAGUGCCCUCAAGCGUUUUGACAACUUUCGAGGGACAAGCUGAUGGCAUUCUUUAUUGGUUUGAAGUAGAAUCUGGUGCUUCGCUAUAUAAUAGUAAAUCAGAAGAAACAUUGGCUCGAUGCACUGUAUAUUUAUUUGAUAAAUGUAUUAAUGUGACAUCUGGUCAAAAAGUCGAGUUUAAGACCUCGCUUUUUCAUGGAAAUUUGGUAAUGGAAAUAGUUUGA
This is a messenger RNA of Dracunculus medinensis (Guinea worm), 2199 nucleotides long. Lineage: Eukaryota; Metazoa; Nematoda; Chromadorea; Rhabditida; Dracunculidae. The record is from the annotation of a GenBank genome assembly.